GCCUCCUGGCAUGAUGGGAAGAGUAGUUUGUUCUGCUUCAGCUCGCCGCUAACCCCAGCGAGCUGGGCCCGCGUGGCGUCUCAGGGCGUUGUCUGUGCUUUUCCUAAGCCGGCUUGCCCUUUUUCUCUACAACGCCACUGACUCGAAACACGAGGGCAUUCCUGAGCCUUUUCGGAAGCCGGGUGGAAAGAGGAGAGGGUGGAUCCGGAGAGUGACCCGGAAGCAGAAGUGUCCCUAGCCGUGGAGUGCUGGGAAGUGGCAGCGGUGACCACAGCAGGAGAAGCAGCACUACAGCCGCCUGCAGCCCCAACCUGGGAGGAAGAUGCUAAUUAAAGUGAAGACGCUGACUGGAAAGGAGAUUGAGAUCGACAUUGAACCCACAGACAAGGUGGAGCGAAUCAAGGAGCGUGUGGAAGAGAAAGAGGGCAUCCCCCCACAACAGCAGAGGCUCAUCUACAGUGGCAAACAAAUGAAUGAUGAGAAGACAGCAGCGGAUUACAAGAUCCUAGGUGGUUCAGUCCUCCACCUGGUGUUGGCUCUUAGAGGAGGAGGUGGUCUUGGGCAGUGAUGAACCUCGGUUCCAUUUUACCUCCUUGCCCUGUCGCUCAUAAUGAAGCAUCACAUAUCCUCUCACGCUCUGGGACACCAGAACUUCUGCCCCCUCCCUUGGAUGCCCAGUCUUGUGUGUCUACUGGUGGGAGAAUGUGAGGACACCAGGGUGCAGUGCUCCUGGCCCAAAUGACCAUUACUGGCUGUUGGGUUUUAGUUUGCAGUCCUGUGUGCUUCCCUCUCUUAUGGCUAUAACCUUGGUUGUCAAUAAAAUAUUUCCUGGCCUCCUGGA
Messenger RNA from Chionomys nivalis (European snow vole), 841 nucleotides. RefSeq names its product NEDD8 ubiquitin like modifier (gene Nedd8). NCBI's taxonomy places the organism in Eukaryota, Metazoa, Chordata, Mammalia, Rodentia, Cricetidae. The record is from RefSeq and is a predicted model, not a curated record. Gene Ontology annotation, molecular function: protein tag activity; ubiquitin protein ligase binding. Gene Ontology annotation, biological process: modification-dependent protein catabolic process; protein neddylation; regulation of proteolysis. The coding region runs from base 323 to 568 and encodes 81 amino acids. The transcript has 4 exons. Gene Ontology annotation, cellular component: nucleus; cytoplasm.